GGAAUCACGCUUGUCGCUGUCCAACCCCUGUCCUUGAAGAGAGACUGGACCUCCGGCAUUGCCGUCAGGGUUUACGACUCCACUAUAGUAUUUCUCGAAGGCGCCUCUUUCAUCGGCAUUGACCAUCCCUCGAAACCAGCGGUCUGCGUACACGCCUAUGCGAAACAAUCUUCCGACCUAGUCCCCCGGAAAGAACUCUAGAUACGCUCAUCGCAUUAAUACUGAGCGAAGCCGCCUUCACCAUGUCAACGACCGCCGCCCAAGACGAGUUCAAUGAUCUGAUCGCGAAAAACACUGCCCGCGAAACACUUCACCAGGACGAUCGCAACGAUCCAGACUUACGACAGCACCAAGACACCACUGAGGAGGACGACUUCCGUCAAGGACAGAUCGCCGACGCCAUGCGCGCACCGACCGCCGACCUUCCGAUGAUCCGCCUGCCACCUGCAUCAUUCGACGAUGGUCACACGACAGGCGUCAAAGGCGUCAUCGCCGACGCGCGAAGCUACGAAAAUGCACGCACCAAGUCUAAAUGGAGGACCAGAGUGCAUGCUGCCCGGCGCAGCAUCUUCGGCUUGGACGGGAUGGCGCAGGAGAACACAAUCCACAAAAACAGAAGCGACAGCGAGUCCGAUGAGGACGCCCGAAGCGGCAGUGACAGAGGAGAUGAAGAUUCUUUCCUGAGUCAAUGGCGCGAGCACCGCAGGCGGGAGCUCGAAGCUGAGUCCGACAAGGUCAUCAGGAAUCGAAGAACGAGUCCCAGUGUGAGAGAGUACGGGCGGUUCGACGAGGUGGACGCGCUUGGAUAUCUCGACGCUAUCGAGAAAGUUCGUCGGGAAACGGUGGUAGUCGUGUUCGUAUACGACAACGAGUGUGAAGUAUCCAAGGAGAUAGAGUCGGCGCUGGUACCUCUUGUCAAGGAGCAUCGGGCCAUUCAUUUCGUCAAGGUGCACUACGACGACAUUGAGUUCGACCCUGCCGCCGUACCGUCCAUCUUGGCCUACCGCAACCAAGGCGACUUGUUUGCCAAUCUUACAGGUGUCAUCGAGAUGAUUCCUGAGGAUGAGGACUUCACCAGCGACUCAUUGAAGCGAUUGUUCCAGCGGUUUGACGUCUUAUAGAGGCUUGCAUACGACCUCGAGGACGUAACGUCUUCCCUGGGCAGACGAACUCCUUGAUACCCUUGGCUGUCUGUGACCGGCCAAUACUGUCUGCUGCUCAAUUCCUUUUUUUUUUUUUACGGCUGCCUCUGAGAGGCCUAGUGAUGAUAUCGGUGCAUUGGAAAACACGGGGCAUGCUAUUUUAAGGACCCGGGCGUGGUCGGGAAAAAUGCUUGGAAACACUGCUGGCGUUGCGCUCUUGAACAUUUCACGCACUGGAUACAUAAUAACGAAUAUUCCGCUAUCUUGAGCACACCGAGUCCUCCG
Messenger RNA from Emericellopsis atlantica, 1427 nucleotides. Its product is annotated as thioredoxin-like protein. Gene Ontology annotation, biological process: regulation of G protein-coupled receptor signaling pathway. NCBI's taxonomy places the organism in Eukaryota, Fungi, Ascomycota, Sordariomycetes, Hypocreales, Bionectriaceae. The coding region runs from base 243 to 1121 and encodes 292 amino acids. The record is from RefSeq and is a predicted model, not a curated record. The transcript is spliced from 2 exons.